ACAUAAAUAAAAACUUUCUAUAGGCUUAAUUAAAAGAUCUUCUUCUUAUAUUUAUUAUUUUUUAACACUAAAUAUCAACAAUGAUACAAUAACAGAUUUGAUGAUUUAUGGUGAUUGAUCGAGACAAAAAGGGAGCAAUAAACAAAAACCCUAGCAUGAGCUCCGCAAUUCCCAGAAUCCCAGCGGCGCGACUAGGACGGCGUUUUCGUUUGUUCUGAGAUGGAAGCCGCCGGCGUUACACCGGAUAUGGCUUCCUUGGAUACUCUACGACCACUGGAUCCAACAGACCAAGGCUCCCCCAGGCAGCUGGCUAAAAGAUCCAAGACUCACGAGGGAGAGGGCUUCGGAGGAAGCGUUGAUAUGAUCAUCGAAGACCAAACGUCCUCCAGGGCGAGGCCGGCUGAUGAUUCUGGGUGUGCCCUAGCAGCAGAAACUCCCCAUCCACAGAAACCAACUCGACACAACCACGGGUGAAUGGGCAUGACUCGACGGAGACAACAAGACAAGAUACUUGGACGAAGGCUACGUCGUACAAGGAUAGGCUCACGGGAACACAAAGUCAUAUCAACGCCCUUUUCGACGAUGAUAACUUGGCUGAAGAUUCGGAUAGUGAAGGAGAAAAUGAAUCGGACUGUCCAAAUAUUAGGGUUCAUAAGGCAACAAAAAGUAAGAUGAGACAAGAGUGGCGAUUAGCAGUUGUGGCUAGGGUUCUGGCCCCGACCUUACCUUUCUUGUUCAUCCAACGACGCCUUCAGGCCAUGUGGGCGAGGAUAAGCUCAGUCACGGUGACAGGGAUGGGUGAGGGCUACUACUGUGUGAAAUUUACAAAUGCUGAUGAUUAUAAUCGUGCCCUCUUUGGUGGGCCAUGGCUUAUUGCGUAUCAAUACGUACUACCAAUGAUGUGGAGGCGAAAUGAUGAACUUAGUCACAUGAUGGUAUGGGCGCGUGAUAACGAUGUAAUUGCACAUAUUUGCGCCCCUAGGGCAUUCGGAAGUCAUUUCGGUGAGCUGGAGCCAAAACACGGGCACACCUAAGGCAUUACACGGCCGUGUUCCUAUGGCCGUGCUUUUUAUGCCGAGAGCUGAGCGGAUUACACGGGCAGGGCCGAGACAAAGCACGGUCGUGUUCAAGCAUUACACGGCCGUGUCCAACGCGAAGCACGGCCGUGUUUCUUCCCAACUGCUGGCCGUGUAAUUAACCCUGGCCGAGACACGGGCGGAGUCAGGCAAAGCACGGCCGUGCCCUCGACCGUCCUUUGGCCACUGAUGCGUUUAAGCAGAUUUUCAGCCACAAUUCAAGGGGAUUCGAGUUUUAGAGAGAGAAAGUGACGAGCAAGAGUUCCCAAGUGCCCUAGAUUGAUCUUCAACACCAUUGGAGGCUUGUUUGAGCUUGGAGAAGUGCCGAUCAACGUCCAGAAGCAGGAAUCCAUCCUUCGCAGUAUGAAUUCCGCAUCUGAUUCUGCUUUUGCUUCUUUCUCCAUGGAGUAGUUCUCCCAUUCAUCUGGGUAUGGAGAACCCUAGAUUUGUAUGUUAGACUUUGAUUGUAUGAACCCAAGUACUGAUUCUAUAAUUGAUUAUAUUCGAUUGAGGUUUUAAUGAUUGAAUGACUUGAAUCCUGAUCAAAUUCUUGUUGUUUCUGCUUUAACCUAGAAUGAGAAUAUCUGCCUAGGUUAAUAGAGUAUCCUUGAUUGAAGAUAGGGAGUUGGUGACUUUAGUCGAGGAACCAACGCACUAUUCUGUACCGGAUUUACUCCGGUAGUGGAGGUUUUGUUCUUAGGGCCUCAAUCUGUUUACUCCGGUGGAGGUUAGUCGCCCGCUAGAGACUCAGAUUGAGAGGGUCUGAAGACCUUUAGUCGAGACUUCAGGCUGUUUGAGAACCUCCCGCAGUAUAAGUAUCAUAGAAACUGAACUUGGUAAUUACAAUCUGGCUUAACUGCAGUCUAGGGGGAACCAUAUCCGGGUGACCUCUCUUAACCUGAAUACAACCGUUUGUUUGCU
This is a messenger RNA of Linum trigynum, 1997 nucleotides long. The record is from the annotation of a GenBank genome assembly. NCBI's taxonomy places the organism in Eukaryota, Viridiplantae, Streptophyta, Magnoliopsida, Malpighiales, Linaceae.